UCCCUAAUUCUCCUAAAUCCUAAAUUCCUAAUCGCUGCUCCUGAGUCACGCACGCGAACUCUUCUCUCUCUCUCUUGCCGCCGCCGUGUCCCGCAACAUCCCAGCAGUUGCCGUCAUCGUCCGCAGCACUAGAACAGAGCGCCCUCCAGCCGCACCAGUAGCUGCCGCGCCUCCAGCUGUCGCCGCCCGCCAGCAGUCGUCGCCGCACGACAAGCUCUCUCUCCCUCUCUGUCUCUGUGCGUGUCAGUGUGUGUAAGCCAAAUGCAGUUUCAAUUUGUAUAGGUAUUCAAUUGGAAGGCAAAGCAAUUGAAGCAGAAUAGACAAUGGCUCUAAGGCGUAUGCUUGGAUUCUCUGAUGGAGAAUUGAUGCGGUCGGAUGCAAAACCAUGUUCGCGGCUGAUGAGGCACACUGCUGGCAUUUGUUCAGUCGGAGGAGCAUUGGGCUUUUGGACGCUCUGCCGCUUGUAUUAUGGUCCUAGAAUAACAGUUCCUCGAACUCUUAGGUGGGCUGCUUGUGGUGCUGUCUCCAUGAGUGCAACCACAGCUUUGUUAGUUCGUCUACUCAGCCCUGAAUGUGAACCCCAAAACAUAGCUGCUUACGACCAGAAAAGAUGACGUUGGUGGUACGUUGCUACUUCUUUGGUGUCUACUAUAUAUGUGGUAGUGGAAGCUUCUUUGAAGAAACUUGUCGUAGCUAGAAAAAUGGAUGCGAUGCAAUAUAUAAAUCUGGGUGCCAGAAAAACAAGAAUCUGGGAUUUGAUCAACUCAUGGUACUCUUUGCUUUCACUGGUUCUUCCAUUUAACUUCAUAAAUAUGAUUUUUAGUUUAAAUAAUGAUUUUUAAUUGCUUUAACCCCCACCCCCAAGUAAAUGAUUAUAAUAUCAGAAGAGCCAUCGAAUGCUAACUGUUGCAUUGGAAUUUCUUGUUAAAUAUCAUCUAUUUGUUUAUGUUGGAGAAUUAGCUUUCCAAGUUCUGGUUUUUCGAAAUUUAUGCGCUGAUGCAUAGAAGGAAGCAAAAGUUUUGAGCAAUCCAUUUCUUCAUUUUUAGGUGAGAGGAUCCAAAUGCACCGAACUUUUUUGUUUUAACUUUAAGAGGGUGUGUAUCUAAGCUUAUUUUAAAGAGUUUACAAGCUCCAACAGCUCAUGAGGUGUAAUUUUUCAAGAACUUAUAACUUGUCAUGUAUUUAGAUAAUUGAACUUAUAAGAUUAUUAUAAAAUAAGUUGGGGCAAGUGAAUUUAUUUUUGUAUUGAUUGCUUGUAAAACCAUGAACUUUGGGUAAAUUUUGGUUUUAAACUCUAACAAAAAGAUUGUGGCUAAUGAAAGAUUUUGAUUUUAACUACUUAGUUUUCAUAAAAGAAAUAUUUAUCUGUAAUAGAUUCUUUUUUUUUUAGGGAAAAUGAGAAAUGAGAAUUUUAGAUCCAAAGUUUGGUCAGAAAAUGAAUAAAUAUGCCAAAUGUGAAGAAAUUAAUAGUUACGUAAUUUUAAUAAAGAUUUUAAAGUUCAUGUGCAAAAUGAUAAUUUGUUGAAAGUUCAGUAAUUUAUAUGCAAUUAAUCUUUUUAUAAAAUAUAAAUAUCUUUUAAAUUUUAUCUUUCAAAAUGGUUAUAUAUCCCCUAGUAAAAAACCCAUUACUGAGGAGAAAGGGAAACAAAGGAAAAAUGGAAAGCAAAACCACACUCCCACUCCACUCCUCCACACCCCUCCCCCGCCGCAUCCCCAACCGGGUGUUUGCACUUCUCUACUCCGCCGCCGUCUCCGCCCUACUCUACCGCCAUGCAACCGCCCUCCUCCGCCCCGCCGCCGCCGGCUCCUCGCUCUUCAUAUCCCUCUCCAUGCUCGCCGCCGACAUCACCCUCGCUUUCAUGUGGCUGAACUCGCAGGCCUUCCGCGUCAACCCCGUCGCCUCGCACCCCUUCCCCGAGAACCUCCUCCACCCGCCGCGGGAGCUCCCGGCGCUCGACGUGUUCGUAUGCACGGCGGACGCGUCCAAGGAGCCGCCGAUGAGGGUGGCCGCCACCGCCCUGUCGGCCAUGGCCUACGACUAUCCGCCGGAGAAGCUGUCCGUGUUCAUCUCCGACGACGGAGCGUCGGAGCUGACUCUGUUUGCUUUGAUGCAAGCUGCCGAGUUUGCGAAGAAGUGGCUGCCGUUUUGCAAGGAGAAUCGGAUCAUGCAGCGCUGCCCCGAAGCGUAUUUCGGGUCGGGUUUUGCCACGUUUGAUUCCAAAACUGAGAAAAUUAAGGUAACUUUUUUUUUUU
Messenger RNA from Salvia miltiorrhiza (redroot sage), 2253 nucleotides. RefSeq lists its product as uncharacterized. The coding region runs from base 324 to 614 and encodes 96 amino acids. Lineage: Eukaryota; Viridiplantae; Streptophyta; Magnoliopsida; Lamiales; Lamiaceae. The record is from RefSeq and is a predicted model, not a curated record. The transcript is spliced from 3 exons.